This is a messenger RNA of Caenorhabditis auriculariae, 2203 nucleotides long. NCBI's taxonomy places the organism in Eukaryota, Metazoa, Nematoda, Chromadorea, Rhabditida, Rhabditidae. The record is from the annotation of a GenBank genome assembly.
AUGUUUUGGUGGCUACUGGCGGCUGUUUGCUCUUUGAGCCAUUCUGAGCUCCUUUCCGCCACUGUCGGUAGGUUCGAGGCUCAAAAAAAAGCUAGAAAAUUGCCACUCUCAAUUCGAUAUUUGUUCUAAUGUUCUGCUUUGUUUUUAGUUUUAACAUAGUGUUUGAAAGUUUUUACAGAGAAAGAGACGUUUUCUGAGAAUUUUCGUGAAAAACUUAAUAACGUUUCCGCGUUAUGCUAAGUACACUGGCUAGUUCUAAGAGUUAGCCUUGCUUGCAUGGAAUUGUCGUUUUAAUAGGAGCGCGAAAUGCGGAGCUCCGACAGAAGUUCAUUCCACCGGCGGAAGCCGCAGUCAAUUCUGGAACAAAGUUCAUGUUCUCCUUCCUGAACAGUCAUCUCGAGUCAGCUUCAUCUUUUCAAUCAAAUGACGUCAUCGAGAACUUUCCAGCACUUCGCCGGCCAACGACUCCGAAAUCCUGACCGUCAGUGUCACGAAUCCCUCUGCCAGCAGCGCUAACAUUGUUAUCACUUCUCCUUGGCCCGGAUUCCAACAAAUGAGCUUUUCUGUUGCUUCUGGAGCGUCGCAAAUGGUUUAUUUCCGUAGAAAUAAAAAAUAAUUCCGUUCUUUUUAGGUUACCAUCACUCCACCGUCAAUUCAGACCAAUUACAUGGACCCCGAGUUCGAAAUUAUAGUCGUCGAGAACAAAACUCUCACUCUGAUUUCUUCUCAGCCAGUUUUCGUCGUCACAAGCAAUACUCAUACCGAUCUUGACCACAUGGACAAGUAUUCUGUCAUACCGGUGAGUCUUGGAAUCAAAAAAUGGAUAAUUAGAGUGGAUUCGGAAAAGUCGGAGUUGACCGAAAAAGCUGCUGCUAAUUUCAUUUUUAAUAGGGUCUUUUUAAAAGUUAUUUUUGUAAACCUCAAGUUUUGCUCGAUCCCUCUCGGUUUCAGGUCUGUCAGCUGGGUCAGGAGUAUCACAUUGUAGGCGACCAAUCCAGCUUGGCCGGCCGUCUGAUGUCGUCGAACAUCUUCACAGUCAUCGCCACAGUAGAUAACACCUUAGUCUCGAUUGUGGACUACGGCUCCAAAGGACCCAAGAACUACACCAUCAACACCGGACAGCAAGUCUGAACAACGGAGAGCUCUCAAACUCUAUCUUUUUUUUGAAGGUGACUUUGGCAACUUUCUGGUACACGACCAACAUCGUCGUCUUGGCCAACAACCCUGUCGCCGUCAUUUCUGGCGCAGUCUGUGGAUUCGGCUACUAUAAUCAGUACGAAUGCAGUCAAGAGGUCUUGAAACGAAAUGUAAAAGGAGAAUAAUUACUUUGUCAGACGGUCAUGCUGUAUCCGAUCAAUAACUAUGGUUUGCACGUGCCUUACAACAAGUUUCUGCCAGAAGAUUUCGGGGAGAUGAUGGUUCUUGUGCAGGUAGAAAGCGAUAUUUCCCAUUUUCCAGAAUUACUGAACUACUAGGAGAACAACACGAACCUUUUCGUGGAUGGGAUACAGACAUUCGCCGGAUUGUCCGUCUUCAACUACGUCAUUUUCCGGUUCCGCAAUGGCGGCUACAUCACAGCCAAUAAUCCGAUUUAUGGACUAGCCGUAGGUUUUGAAAGUUGUCAAGGCAGUCAGGUACGAGUUUCAGGUUGGCUCAACCAAUGUGAAGGACCAAUCUGGGCCUUUCUUUGCGCAUUUACCUGCUCAGAACAACUUUGUCAGCUCUCCCAUCACAUUCCCGUGAUUUUUCACACUCUAGAAUGUUCAACCUAUAAUCAAUCACAGAGUCGCCCAAGCAGACAAUGAAAAGUCGCUGUCCAAUUACGCGAGAGUUGUGACUUUAAUCGGCAAUAUCGGCUUCAUGCAACUGGAUAGCUAUGUUCCCAAUGGAUUGGCCUACACCAGGUAGGUCGAGAGCCAUUUUAUUCCCGAAAGACUCGGAAUCUCAGAAUGGGCCGCAGCAACUUUUAUUUCAUCGACAUUCCAGUCCAACCUGGCGUUCACACUGUAUCUUCUCUCAACGGCGGAAUCUUCUCGUAAAAACUUAUUAGAAAUAUCAAUUCUGUACCUCUGAAUUCAGUGUCACUGUUUACGGGUUCGGAGAAAUCACAUCCUACGCCUUCACACCUGGAUUGGAUUUGCAAAGUGAGAAGAUUGCUCCCAAAUACGACCAAUUUUUUGUUUCAGCAUCGGGAACCUGUUGA